AUCAACUUGUUUUCAUUCCGAUCCUCUAUACGACCUGUCAGUCUCGACUAUCUUUCCAGAUCUUACAAUAGCGUAACGUCUCUGUCUCGACGCAUCCGAAAACCGACAGCAUAGCGCGAGGUUCAACUCGCGAAUCAAUUCUCGACCGUCUAUGACGUAUAGAAACUGGGGAUCAAUCGAGUCCCCACGAAACGCCCCUACGCGCCGGCACGUCUCUCUCUCGUCGAUCGUGCGCGAAGCAUCCGAUCUGCGAGCCGCACGAGGCUGAUACCGCUCGCUAUCCGCAUUGCCGAGGAAGAGGGCGACGUAAAUCAUCGCGAAUACAGAGCUCGAGGACUCCGCCAAGCGAGAGGCCGAGACCGGCUCGGAGAGACCACAUAUAAACGCGCGGCCGGGCCAGGAAACCCGAUACCAGUAACAAAGCGCCCAUAACUUACCGAUUAUGACGUCAUGAAGUUUCUGCUCCUGGCACUGUUGAGCUGCAUCUGCUCGGCCGACGAUCGACGCUCGAGAUACACGAAGCAAUGGGCCAGGAGGAUCGACAGCGUCCCGAAGAUCGAGGAACCGAUCGUCUCAACGUGGAAUCGAUACGCGGACUGGAUGGCGUUUGCGACCGCCAGACUCCAUCGGUACAACUUCGAUCCAGUAUCCGGCAGAUUCCACGAGGACCACAUCGGGGAUCGAGUAGAAGUGCGUCAUCCGAUCCGACAUCGACACCGGCAGUUCCGAUCGAUGGAAUCGAACGGCUACGUCGCGAUGAAGAACUGGCCGGUGAAGAAGGAGGCGGUGGUGGAAGGUGAUCUCGUGCUGGGCGGCCUGAUGAUGGUCCACGAGAGGGAGGACACGGUCACGUGCGGGCCCGUGAUGCCGCAGGGCGGCGUGCAGGCGUUAGAGGCGAUGCUCUACACCCUGGAUAUCCUGAACGAGCGGGAAAUCGUGCCGGGCGUCAAGAUCGGGGCGCACAUUCUUGACGACUGCGACAAGGACACGUACGGGCUCGAGAUGGCGGUGGAUUUCAUCAAGGGUACGUACCUCGACGUCAACGUGCCGCGAUCCUGACGUUACCGGGGCCUCCGCUCCGUAACGUAACGUUACGUAAUGUAAUCUAACGUAAUGUAACGCGACGUGACACGACGUCUGAUGUUGCGAAUCACCUGAAUGCAGAAACGAGGUGAGACAGGUUGAGCUCAUUUUGAGACCCUUCUAUUUCUAUCCUUUUAUUUUUGUACUCCUAUCAUCCAACUGUACGAUCGAUGAGAGUCGCCGUCGCCCACCAGUCGGAGACCGGCGUUUAUUGUCAGGGGAUGCAGAGACUCGGGGUGAAUUGCACAGCGUCCGUCGUAGUGUUUGACGAGUAGAGUCACGCUUUCCUUUCAUCUUUGCGAUUCAGCGUGCAGAGAAAGCCUAUACCUCCAACUGACUCGCGGUCAAUAAUAUGCCGCGACAUAAUACACUUUCAUCGAGAGGUUGAUACGAUGUUAACACACGACACAUAUUAUUAGUACAUAAUCGCAAGGGUGGCAUUCAAACGGAGUCGUUCGCGCACUGGCAUUCUCGCUCGCAGGGCAACGCGACGUAACGUCGAUAGUGACGUUCAAUAGCAGGUAGUUAGUAGGUAGUUAGUAAUACAACGUUACGAUAAAGCCCCCGGCUUAUCCUGUCGACGUCUGUGACGUGACCGAAUAAGGCAUAUUAUUGGGUUGGCCAAAAAGUAAUUGCGUUUUUUUCAAAUAGAUGGACAUACAUGUCUCGAAAUGUAA
Molecule: messenger RNA, 1760 nt
Organism: Ooceraea biroi (clonal raider ant)
Lineage: Eukaryota; Metazoa; Arthropoda; Insecta; Hymenoptera; Formicidae
Biological process (GO): G protein-coupled receptor signaling pathway
Cellular component (GO): membrane
Molecular function (GO): G protein-coupled receptor activity
Source: RefSeq, a predicted model, not a curated record